AAGCCACAGCGCGAAACGUACACCAUGAUCCUGAGGGUGGUCAUAGCGUUAGCCUUUUGUGCGCCGCACACGCACACGGCAAGGAUUCUUAUUGUCGUGCCCACACCGUCAUACUGCCAUCAGCUGAUCUUCCGCCCAAUAAUCGAAGAGCUAAUCAAGAACCAUCAAGUAACAUUUAUAACCACGAACCCAGCGUAUCCGAAGGGAGAUACCCCACGGAACCUCACGGAAAUCGACACGGGUCCGAUCUCUUACUCGAUGUGGAGCCCGGAAUUUUCAAUAGCUAAAUUCGGGAAAGACAAAUUUAUUUACGACGGCGUAAAUGUUACUUUUGAGGUUAUGCCGAAGAUAUUUGCAGAGCAACUUCGUUUGGCGGAUGUUGAGAAAUUGAUCCGUAAUACCCAAUUCGAUCUGCUAAUUUUAGAAGCUUGGUUCCGACCGAUAUUGAUCUGGUCGUACCUGUACAAAGUUCCAGUGCUGCUGGUCAGUUCCAUGGGCACUGCUCCUGGUAACCCUGAAACCAUGGGCCUGCCCAACCAUUGGACUUAUCACCCUUCGUUAUUUCAUCAGAAGAUCUACGACCUAACGACCUCGGAAAGGAUUAGCGAAAUACUUAGAUAUCUACACGUGCAAUCGGUUUUUGAUGCGAACGAGGCCAGAGAGGAUGAGAUUUUAAAAGGUAUUUUCAAUGAUGCACCUCCUCUCAGGAGUUUAAGGAGGAACGUGGACGCCAUGCUCUUGAAUUUGAACCCGUUGUGGGACAAUAACCGUCCUUUGCCGCAGAACGUUCAUUACAUCGGGAAUAUCAAUCGUAAUCCUGCGAAGGAAUUGCCAAGGGUGAGUUUUGUGAUUUCACGUAAGGUUUUGUGUUAUUCGUAAAGACUGACAGGCAUACGACCCGGAUGGAAGUCAGUGAAGAUCGUGCCCAUCGCUGAGGGAUCUCUCACAGGCGGUAUUUCAGCGGCGCAGUUAUGCUGGGAAAGUACAGCUUGAAUUACAGAAUACUAAACUCUUCACUCACCUGCUGUUCUUUUAGUCCUCGUCAGCGGUAGGGUUCCUCAAUGGUUAUUUCAGCGGCGAAAGGGAGGCGAGUACUUUUAAUAAUAAUAAAAACUGUCGUAUUAUGCGAUAGGGGUGCAAAAAGCGGGCUUAAUUUACUUAAUAAUGCUCGCAUAUUGCGUGAUGCUCGUAGAGCAGCAGGAAUGCGAAUGUGUCGUGGGUGAGUUCAAAAUUCAAAAUUACAUUCUUUGGCGAUCGAUUUAUGAAAAUCUACAUAUUAAUACGUGAAGGAAAAACUUUGUAUCCCUUUUUACGAAAAUUGCGCGGACGGAGGAGUAUGAAAUUUCCCACACUUAUAGAGAAUAUAGAGAAGUAGUGCAGAAUGUUAAUAUUUUUUUAAAUUAUGCCUAAAAAAUACAUUAAAUCAAUAAAAAAAACAUUACACACACUACCAUGUAUUUGACGA
Molecule: messenger RNA, 1465 nt
Organism: Bombyx mori (domestic silkworm)
Lineage: Eukaryota; Metazoa; Arthropoda; Insecta; Lepidoptera; Bombycidae
Product: UDP-glucuronosyltransferase 2B7
Exons: 1
Coding region: 25-879 (284 amino acids)
Molecular function (GO): UDP-glycosyltransferase activity
Source: RefSeq, a predicted model, not a curated record